AUGGCGGCGGAGGGUGACGAAGUGAUAUCGGAUCAGGAAAAAGUUAGAAUUGUGUCGGAUUUUAUUUUACAUUCUCCUCCGGGUGAAUUCAAUGAAGUGUUCAACGAUGUGAGAGUAUUAUUGAAUAACGACACAUUGCUCAAGGAGGGUGCGAGUGGUGCUUUUUCGCAAUACAACAAGGAUCAACUCACACCCGUGCGUCUUGAAGGCUCCGAACUUCAUACGCUUAUUACAGACCAUAAUGAGCUUGGUGGUGGUCGAUUCUUUGACCCUCGUUCAAAGCGGUCCUUUAAAUACGAUCACCUACGAAAGGAUGCGUCAGAAUACGAGCCAUAUGAACCCGAUAAGGUGGCGGAGCCCUGGCGGGCCGCUCUAGAUGUAGAGUUGACCAAUUACGUCGCUGAGCACUACAAACACGGCGCUAGUUUAGUCGUGGGACGAGCAUUAGAGUCUGGAUCGGUUUCGCUUGUUGCUUGUAUCGAAGACCACCAGUUCCAGCCUAAAAACUAUUGGAACGGGCGGUGGAGAUCUGUCUGGUCGCUAACGGUGGGCAGUGGUGCAGCCGAACUGCGUGGUAUGCUACGAGUGCAAGUACAUUACUAUGAGGAUGGUAAUGUACAGUUGGUUAGUUCAAAAGAGGUCCGUGCACCUCUCGUAGCGACAGGUGAAGUAGCCACUGCGAAAGAGUUCGUAAGACUUGUCUGUGAUGCGGAAAAUGCCUACCAGACAGCAAUAUCGGAUAAUUACAAGACUAUGAGCGACACAACAUUUAAGGCAUUGCGACGACAGCUGCCAGUAACACGCAGUAAGAUUGAUUGGGCACGCUUGGUGUCAUACACAAUUGGUAAGGAGCUGAAGAGCCAAUGA
Molecule: messenger RNA, 867 nt
Organism: Pieris macdunnoughi
Lineage: Eukaryota; Metazoa; Arthropoda; Insecta; Lepidoptera; Pieridae
Source: the annotation of a GenBank genome assembly